Messenger RNA from Dromiciops gliroides (monito del monte), 1038 nucleotides. RefSeq names its product retinol dehydrogenase 8 (gene RDH8). The transcript has 6 exons. Gene Ontology annotation, molecular function: estradiol 17-beta-dehydrogenase [NAD(P)+] activity. Gene Ontology annotation, biological process: estrogen biosynthetic process. Bases 1 to 966 code for a protein of 321 amino acids. NCBI's taxonomy places the organism in Eukaryota, Metazoa, Chordata, Mammalia, Microbiotheria, Microbiotheriidae. The record is from RefSeq and is a predicted model, not a curated record. Gene Ontology annotation, cellular component: cytoplasm.
AUGGCAAGAGCUGAGAGCCCAGGAGGACACCCCAGGACUGUUCUAAUCACCGGUUGCUCUUCAGGAAUUGGUCUACAUCUGGCUGUAAAGUUGGCCCAGGAUCCUCAACAGAGGUACCAUGUGACUGCCACCAUGCGGGACCUGGGCAAGAAGGAGAAACUGGAGGCUGCAGCUGGCGAGGCUCUGGGCCGGACCUUGACUGUGGCACAGAUGGAUGUCUGCAGUGAGGACUCCGUAUCUGCCUGCCUAAGCAACAUUGAGGGAGAGCCUUUGGAUGUGCUAGUGAACAAUGCAGGUCUGGGACUUGUAGGGCCUCUGGAGGGCCUCAAUAUGGCAGACAUCAGGAAGGUCUUUGAAACCAACUUCUUCGGGGCAGUCCAGCUGAUCAAGGCUGUGCUGCCCAGCAUGAAGCAGAGACGUAGGGGCCACAUCGUGGUGGUCAGCAGUGUCAUGGGAUUGCAGGGUGUCGUAUUCAAUGAUAUCUACUCAGCCUCCAAGUUUGCACUGGAGGGGUUCUGUGAGAGUCUGGCUGUGCAGCUGCUGCGGUUUAAUAUCUUUGUGUCCUUGGUGGAACCAGGGCCAGUGAACACAGAUUUUGAGGCCAAAUUAGUGGCCAAGGUCUCCAAGGAUGAUUUUCCAGGCACUGAUCCUGACACUUUGAGCUACUUUCUAGAUGUUUACCUCCCAGCAUCGAAGGAUAUUUUCCAGACCCUGGGCCAGAGCCCUGAGGAUGUUGCUCAGGCCAUCGCCCAGGUGAUUGGCUCUGCACAGCCGUCCCUUCGCUAUCAGACCAACGCCCUCUAUAUGCCCCUGACUGCCCUGAAGUAUGCUGACCCUUCCGGAGACCUCUCUGUCCGAACCUUCUACCGUGUCCUCUUUCGAUGCCAACCCCUUUUCCGGUUCAGCCUCUGUUGUCUCCGUUGCCUCUCUGGGAACUGCCUCCGGCCCAGGGUCACACCCAUGUGAGGGGGCCUCACAUAUGUGGAGGGUUCAGAGCCAUGUGAACAAGACAUGUAUGGGGAAGGUCAUAUACCUAUG